AUGAGACUGCCGCCAGUGUCGAAGUUUUCGGUGAUAUCGUUACUGAUUCUAUCUACUACAGUUGCAUUUUACAGAUACUACACGUACUUCCUGAUAGUGUCGCAUGUCAACGGACUGAAAAAGGAGUCCAAUUAUUCACAGGAAGAAAUAGACAGUGGUAAGGCAUUUCCUAAUGAACCGUCUUUAAGGAUACCUCGUCCAGAUGAUAUUUAUGUCCCAUUACUGACGUUGGUUCCUCCCAGUGGCACCGGAUGGUCUCUUUCUACAAAGGCGAGCGAGGGCUCGAAAGAGGGUUCAAAUGAGGGAGGUGAUGGACAAACGGAGACAGCAGUGCUCGAAACCAAUGGCGUUAUAUUCUACCCAUGGGUGCUGAUAACGAGUUCGUUAGUAGAAACGAAUCUUGUUUCAUGUCUGCUGGCUACCGUGACGUUAAUCUACGGAGGUAGAUACUGUGAAAAUAUUUGGGGGUCUACCGAGCUGGCAAGGUUUUUGAUUAUCAUGACAGCAGUGCCCAACCUGAUAGCAUAUGUGUUUUUGUCGGUGAUGCACUGGCUGGUAUAUCGCAACCGGUCGGUUGAAGACGACCCUUCACUAGACUCGUUUAAAGAGACUGUCUGUGGAACCACAGCGGUAGUAGCAGCAUUUCUGGUGGCAUUUAAACAGCUGGUUCCUGAGCAUAUGAUAGUUAUGUUCAAAGGACGGAUCCGACUGCGAGUCAAACGACUACCGUUUCUGUUUGUCACGUCAAAUACACUGGCAGGAAUUCUUGGUUACGAUCUGUUUGCAUACAUGGCAUGGAUCGGGUUUUUAACAAGCUGGAUAUAUCUACGAUUCAUCCGAAUCAGCUAUGCCGACCCAUUACUGCCAUUUUCACUUGGAUCAAUGUCACCAGCAGCAGCAUCUUCACCAUCUGCGUCGUCUCCCUCUAACCAAGGUACCUCAUUUUUCUCGAAUCCACCAUCUACAGCAGCAGGAAUUAAAGUCCGUGGUGAUGCUAGCGACUCAUUUGCAAUGGCCACAUUUUUUCCUGAACCAUUCUCACUCAUUGUCGAGGCCAUCUCCGACCACAUGUUCCGAGCACUAGUCAACCUCCGCAUAUUGAAACCAUUCACACCCGAAGAAGUCGACAACGCCAAUGCCCGAGCACUAGCUCGACUGGUUCCUGGCGGUAUCAGUGCUCCAAGUUCACGGACCUUUCACCGAGCAUACCAACACCAAUCACCACCCAACCUCACCCACUCAUCGCUGCCACGACACUACGACAACAAAUUCCCUCGUAGCUCAACACGAGCCGAGGCCGAACGAAGACGGUCUCUCGCACUACGAGCUCUCGGCCAAGACCCACUAGGACCACCAGCAUCCUCCUCUUCCUCCUCCUCUACAGUCCCAGUACAACCUCCGGCCCCGCUAUCUGCCCCGAACCCGGCCGUUCUCCCUGCUCCAAGAGCUGGAAAAGAUUAA
This is a messenger RNA of Sugiyamaella lignohabitans, 1461 nucleotides long. RefSeq lists its product as uncharacterized. Bases 1 to 1461 code for a protein of 486 amino acids. Gene Ontology annotation, biological process: retrograde vesicle-mediated transport, Golgi to endoplasmic reticulum. Gene Ontology annotation, cellular component: membrane; Golgi apparatus. NCBI's taxonomy places the organism in Eukaryota, Fungi, Ascomycota, Dipodascomycetes, Dipodascales, Trichomonascaceae. The transcript has a single exon. The record is from RefSeq and is a predicted model, not a curated record.